CUUCUCGAGAGAAAUCCUCCAACGCGGCACAGAGCCUCAUUCAUCUCCAUUCGAAACACCCUCGCACCCACACUCUCCCUUCGUCCCCAGCCUAAAUCCCCGCAACGAUGGCUCGCACGAAGCAGACGGCGCGCAAGUCCACGGGCGGCAAGGCCCCGAGGAAGCAGCUGGCGACCAAGGCGGCGCGCAAGUCGGCCCCUGCGACCGGCGGCGUGAAGAAGCCGCACCGCUUCCGCCCGGGCACCGUGGCGCUGCGCGAGAUCCGCAAGUACCAGAAGAGCACGGAGCUGCUCAUCCGCAAGCUGCCCUUCCAGCGCCUGGUCCGCGAGAUCGCGCAGGACUUCAAGACCGACCUCCGCUUCCAGUCCUCCGCCGUCGCCGCGCUGCAGGAGGCCGCCGAGGCUUACCUCGUCGGCCUGUUCGAGGACACCAACCUCUGCGCCAUCCACGCCAAGCGCGUCACCAUCAUGCCCAAGGACAUCCAGCUCGCCCGCCGCAUCCGCGGGGAGCGCGCCUAGGCGGCCGGCCGGCCGGAUAGGCCGUGGCGCAGUCUCUUCUCGGAAGUUUGUACUAGUGGUCGGGUCGUGUGGAGGGAGUGGUGUACUAAUCAGCAAUGUCUCAAACCAUGUCAACCUCUUUGUUGUCAUCAAUGGAAAUCGCUACUUAUGUGUGCUAA
Molecule: messenger RNA, 676 nt
Organism: Zea mays
Lineage: Eukaryota; Viridiplantae; Streptophyta; Magnoliopsida; Poales; Poaceae
Product: histone H3.2
Exons: 1
Coding region: 108-518 (136 amino acids)
Cellular component (GO): nucleosome
Molecular function (GO): structural constituent of chromatin; DNA binding; protein heterodimerization activity
Source: RefSeq, a predicted model, not a curated record